AAAUUUUAAUCCAAUUCGGAACAUCUUUCGAGCGGCCGGUCAGGCAGCCAGCGGGAAAAGGGGAACGACGGCACGGAGCAAAACAGCUGGGCCACCGGGACCGGGCGGAACUGCCCGAAGAGCAAGAGCGGCGAAAAGAAGGAUGUUGCUGCGUGCCGUGGGCGCAGCGCUGCGAGGAAUCGCAGCGAGAACGACGAGUACAAGUGCAGCAAGUUUCGUUGCUUCGAGAUGCGACUCCGCUUUGAAUUUCGUACAACAUAGAGGAUUUGGGGCACUGUCAAUCGCUAUCCAGAAAUGGGCAGCUACUGGACCUACGCAGCACAAGACAUUAUUAAAUCAUGCGGCGACGGAAAAUCGUCUAGCAUUGCCAGCAGAACCUAUUAACGUGCCAGUGCGAACAUUAAUCAAGUUUACCAUGUCAAAAGGAAAGCGGCGGACCGUGAAGACAGUCGUAAAACGUUUCUACCGACUGCACUGGGGUAUCUGGAUCAGAACAUAUGCAGGUCGACAUAACAAGCUGUGGACGAAAUCAAAUUCCAGGAGGAAGAGACUGCGGGAACACGUAUUCUGCAAUUCCCAGCAGUCGACGUUGCUCGACAAGAUGACGUCCAAGUACUGGAAGAGACGACACUACUACGUCGACGAUCCAUACGAGCCGUAUCACAAUCGUGAAGAAUUUUGGAUCACCAGGAGACAACCAUUACCAUAAUCAUUACCUAAUUGUUAAUUGCUAGAUGAUUGAAGAGGUAUUAAAGAUGAUUCUAUUCAAAA
Molecule: messenger RNA, 771 nt
Organism: Solenopsis invicta (red fire ant)
Lineage: Eukaryota; Metazoa; Arthropoda; Insecta; Hymenoptera; Formicidae
Gene: mRpL35
Product: 39S ribosomal protein L35, mitochondrial
Exons: 4
Coding region: 143-709 (188 amino acids)
Biological process (GO): translation
Cellular component (GO): ribosome; mitochondrion
Molecular function (GO): structural constituent of ribosome
Source: RefSeq, a predicted model, not a curated record